This is a messenger RNA of Cebus imitator (Panamanian white-faced capuchin), 4377 nucleotides long. It is a transcript of the gene SLC1A3, whose product is annotated as solute carrier family 1 member 3. The coding region runs from base 641 to 2269 and encodes 542 amino acids. Gene Ontology annotation, cellular component: plasma membrane. Gene Ontology annotation, molecular function: neutral L-amino acid transmembrane transporter activity; L-glutamate transmembrane transporter activity; glutamate:sodium symporter activity. The transcript has 10 exons. NCBI's taxonomy places the organism in Eukaryota, Metazoa, Chordata, Mammalia, Primates, Cebidae. Gene Ontology annotation, biological process: D-aspartate import across plasma membrane; L-glutamate import across plasma membrane; L-aspartate import across plasma membrane. The record is from RefSeq and is a predicted model, not a curated record.
AAAAAGAGGGACUUUUCCCUAACAGUUGUACAACCAGGCAAAAGAGCACACCCUCGUCUUCCCUGAAGGGGAGGAAACCUGCAAUAAUGUGAGGUAAUUACAUUUAGCCUUAGAAAAGUCUUUGAAACGUUCUAAUCAAGACUUUCAGCUUUCCGAGUGCGUGCACUUUAUUUUUACAUUCGUCCUGGUCCCGGUUUUGCAUUUCUAAUGAAAGUGAACUGACAAAGCGUGAAAGUGGUCUAAGGAGCAAAACAAAGCCAGCAAGCCUGCUUUUGGUGUGCCAGGAUGAAUCAAUAUUCCGGAGACCUCGGGGUUUCCCCCUCCUACCCUGUGCGGUUUCCAUUCCCCACUCCUCCUUUCCCGGACACAGACUCCUCCCCUUUUCUUAAGUUGCCCUGAGAGUAACUUGCAGUUUCAGAGCACAUGCACAUUGUCAGGGCCAGCCUGCCUGCUCACGCGCGCUGCCGAUUGCUGCUCCGCCGGACCUGCUGGGGAAUUCACCUCGUUACUGCUUUGUAUCUUCACCCCUUACAAAAUCAGAAAAGUUGUGUUUUCUAACACCAAAGAGGAGUUUUGGCUUUCUGUGGGUGAUUCCCAGACACUGAAGUGCAAAGAAGAGACACUCCUAGAAAAGUAAAAUAUGACUAAAACCAAUGGAGAAGAGCCCAAGACGGCGGGCAGGAUGGAGAGAUUCCAGCAGGGAGUCCGUAAACGCACACUUUUGGCAAAGAAGAAAGUACAGAACAUUACAAAGGAGGAUGUUAAAAGUUACCUGUUUCGGAAUGCUUUUGUGCUGCUCACUGUCACCGCUGUCAUUGUGGGUACAAUCCUUGGAUUUGCUCUCCGACCUUACAGAAUGAGCUACAGGGAAGUCAAGUACUUCUCCUUUCCUGGGGAACUUCUGAUGAGGAUGUUACAGAUGCUGGUCUUACCACUUAUCAUCUCCAGUCUUGUCACAGGAAUGGCGGCCCUAGAUAGUAAGGCAUCAGGGAAGAUGGGGAUGCGAGCUGUGGUCUAUUACAUGACUACCACCAUCAUUGCUGUGGUGAUUGGCAUAAUCAUUGUCAUCAUCAUCCAUCCUGGGAAGGGCACAAAGGAAAACAUGCACAGAGAAGGCAAAAUUGUACGAGUAACAGCUGCAGAUGCCUUCCUGGACUUGAUCAGGAACAUGUUUCCUCCAAAUCUGGUAGAAGCCUGCUUUAAACAGUUUAAAACCAACUAUGAGAUGAGAAGCUUUAAAGUGCCCAUCCAGGCCAACGAAACGCUCGUGGGUGCUGUGAUAAACAAUGUGUCUGAGGCCAUGGAGACUCUCACCCGGAUCACAGAGGAGCUGGUCCCAGUUCCAGGAUCUGUGAAUGGAGUCAAUGCCCUGGGACUGGUUGUCUUCUCCAUGUGCUUUGGUUUUGUGAUUGGAAACAUGAAGGAACAGGGGCAGGCCCUGAGAGAGUUCUUUGAUUCUCUUAACGAAGCCAUCAUGAGACUGGUGGCAGUAAUAAUGUGGUACGCCCCUGUGGGCAUCCUCUUCCUGAUUGCUGGGAAGAUUGUGGAGAUGGAAGACAUGGGCGUGAUUGGGGGGCAGCUUGCCAUGUACACCGUGACUGUCAUUGUUGGCUUACUCAUCCACGCAGUCAUCGUCCUGCCUCUCCUCUACUUCUUGGUAACACGAAAAAACCCUUGGGUUUUUAUUGGAGGGUUGCUGCAAGCACUCGUCACUGCCCUGGGAACCUCUUCAAGUUCGGCCACCCUACCCAUCACCUUCAAGUGCCUGGAGGAGAACAAUGGCGUGGACAAGCGUAUCACCAGAUUCGUGCUCCCCGUAGGAGCCACCAUUAACAUGGAUGGGACUGCCCUCUAUGAGGCUUUGGCUGCCAUUUUCAUUGCCCAAGUUAACAACUUUGAACUGAACUUCGGACAGAUUAUUACAAUCAGCAUCACAGCCACAGCUGCCAGUAUUGGGGCAGCUGGAAUCCCUCAGGCGGGCCUGGUCACCAUGGUCAUCGUGCUGACAUCUGUCGGCCUGCCCACGGACGACAUCACGCUCAUCAUUGCGGUGGACUGGUUCCUGGAUCGCCUCCGGACCACCACCAACGUACUGGGAGACUCCCUGGGAGCCGGGAUUGUGGAGCACUUGUCACGGCAUGAACUGAAGAACCGAGAUGUUGAAAUGGGUAACUCAGUGAUUGAAGAGAAUGAAAUGAAGAAACCAUAUCAGCUGAUUGCACAGGACAGUGAAACUGAGAAACCCAUCGACAGUGAAACCAAGAUGUAGACUAACAUAAAGAAAGGCUUUCUUGAGCACCAGGUGUUAAAAACCAUUAUAAAAUCUUUCCAUCUCCUUACAGCUCAUUCUCUCCAGCAAGCCCCUUAUCUCCCCUUUCCUCCCUUCUGAUAAGAUUGGAAAGUAAUCCUUCAAAAAACAAAAGGGAGGAUUCUGCAGUGGCCAAAGUAUAUAAUUUUCAUCCCACAAUUGAAAUUUUUAAAUCAUUUCAUGUUAGUCUUACCUAAGAAGGUACCAAGAUCAAAAAUAGUCUUGAUCAGAUCUUCUAAGAUCAGAUCUUACAAGUUUAUGUGGCACAUAAUCCUGUGAAUAUGAUUUUUUAUAUAAGUUCAAGAAACAAAUAGUAGGCUAAAAACGUUUUAAAAUCAAUUUUUGAAAUUUAAAAAUCUUUAAGAAUACAAUUGAGUUUUAGUUUCAAAAUAUUCACAACUUGAAUUACAACCGGUUAUCAGUUGGACAGUAAGAUUUUGUCCCUUUCUCUUCUGACUGGCAUUCUUAUUUGAUUAGUAGCUCAGUGCACAUACACGUCUGGCACAGCUGUGAGGAGGGGCAGAAGGCACAGUUUUCAUGUGGCCUUGAGUAAGUCACAUCUCACCUCUAGGCCUCAGUGUCCUCAUCUGUAAAAUGAGGGACUUCCCUAGAUGCUUUUGUGGUCUCUUCCAGCCCAGACAUCCUAUGAUGUCAUGAAAGAGCCUGCCCUCUAUUUCCCCUCAGAACACCCUGUGCCAAGUAUCAUCCAUGGAGCAAGGGGGUUCAGAAAGGACACUUUAAUGGGAGUGAACUAAGGACAGGGUGGUUGUGUGUGGUGGUUACCAGGUCCUGUGUCCAAAAUGCAAGUUAUGCAAGUCGCCAGGCAGUAGGCCAUUCCAGGAGUGGGAUUAACCCUUUGCCCAGUUCAUCCCAAAGGGGAAGUAUUCCCUUCCUUCUUACCCUUCCCAAACCGAAGGGACUACUCUGGGAAGAAUGUCUCCCCCCACUCCUCAACUGUUGAUUGAUUUCAAAAACAGAACAGAAGACUAGCAGCUAGCAAGGGUGCUUGUGGUCACACUAUGGAACAGUAAAGAGCUAGGAAAGAGUGGAGCACAGACAACAUUAUCAACAAAGGAUUUUAAAACACCAAGAGUACAGGUCUUCCUUAAGGAAGAAUAAAACAGAAGAGGUUCAAUUUUUUUUUUUUUGGCUUUAUUUCCACCUGAAACACUUUUUCUCUUGAGUCCAAAAUCAUUGCCCCAUGAAGUCUGCCUACCAAAAUAUAAAACCACUUAUAUAUUUGAAAGAAGUCAAAUGAAUGAGCUCUGUAAUAGAAGUCCAUGAGUUGAGUGGAUAGUUUCCUAUUUGAAAGUGUUUUACUUUAAUCAAAAGUCCUUAGAAUGAGAGAAACAAAACAUUUCUUUGUUUUGGAAUCCCGCUUAUCAAAUCAUUCAAAACUUUCAGCCGAAGUGGGUUUGCUUUUGUUUUGUUUGUGUCCAUAAGAUAAAUGGUAGAAGAUGAAUCAGUAUGAAGACACUGUCAAAGAGGUUAUGAGAAAAAACAGCAGGGGCAUUAGUUUCAGGUGAGUCAGCUCCCAGGUUUAGAGAUUAAUUUUUACCCCCUGAGGAAUAUCCAGUCAAAGACGCUGAGUGGGAGCUGUCAGGCAGGAGCAGCUGUGUUGGAGUUUCUGGCUGAAAACGGUGAAGAAUGGACUUAAUUAUGCUAACAGACUGAAAAUCUAGACGUACAGCCCCUGAUCUACAAUUAGAGAUAUUUUUAUAUAGAUCCCAAGGAUUCUGUGUAUAAAAGUUAACAUUAGGCUGUGGUGGAGUAAGCAUUUAAUGUCGAGGCUCUAUUUGGGAAAUACACUACAGAUAUUAAUGUAUGUGGCCAUCAUCUAAAGACACUAGUAGAGCAAAGACUUAAUCCUCUCAACUUAAUUCUGUUACACAGUGUGUGUGUGUUUUUUAAUAUAUAUACUAACCAUUUCUUAUGGAAAGGUCCUCUAGGGAGCCCAUCCUCUCGCCAAGCCAUCACAGGCUCUGCACACACAUGCACUCAGUGUGGACUGGGAAGCAUUACUUUGUAGAUGUAUUUUCAAUAAAGAAAAAAGAAUAGUUUUACAUUAA